Molecule: messenger RNA, 900 nt
Organism: Penicillium taxi
Lineage: Eukaryota; Fungi; Ascomycota; Eurotiomycetes; Eurotiales; Aspergillaceae
Product: putative monosaccharide-P-dolichol utilization protein
Exons: 2
Coding region: 1-900 (299 amino acids)
Source: RefSeq, a predicted model, not a curated record
AUGGACGCCCUACAAAAGACUAUUCUGGAUCCUCUCCAACCCUAUCUCCGUCCUAUCGUCGAGGCUAUUCCCGAGCCCGUUCAUGACGUUGUUGUCUCAUUGAUCGGCGCACCAUGCCAUAGCGCACUACUGCUCGACCUCGAUGUUACAAAGGACCCGGCGUGCACAUCCUUGGCCAUUUCCAAGGCGCUUGGCCUUGCUAUUGUCGGCGCUAGUGCCGUUGUCAAGGUUCCCCAAAUCCUGAAGCUGAUCAACUCCCGCUCAUCUGCUGGUGUCUCUUUCGUCUCGUACGCCCUUGAAACCGCCAGCUUGCUCAUCACUCUAUCAUACGGCGUUCGCAACCAGUUUCCCUUCAGUACCUAUGGCGAGUCCGCUCUCAUUGCUGUCCAAGAUGUUGCCGUUGGAGUUCUCGUCCUGACCUACGCUGGUCGAUCCGCUGCUGCUGCUACCUUUAUCGCGGUGGUUGCUGCCAGCGUAUACACACUACUCUUCGACCAGACCCUUGUCGAUGCGCAGACCAUGUCUUACUUACAAGCUGGUGCUGGCGCUCUUGGUGUGGCUAGCAAAGCACCCCAGAUCUAUGCCAUCUGGCGGGAGGGCGGAACCGGACAGUUGAGCGCAUUCGCGAUCUUCAACUACCUCGUUGGAUCGCUGUCCAGAAUCUUCACCACCCUGCAAGAAGUCGACGACAAGCUCAUUCUCUAUGGAUUCAUCGCUGGCUUCUCCCUCAACGUGAUUCUCGCAGCCCAGAUGGUCUAUUACUGGAACAGUCCGGCACAGAAGAAGACAUCGAAGAAGAACUCCCAGGCAAAGACCGUAGAGAAGACCACCAGGGGCGUAAGCUCUGGUGUCUCCCCUAAGGCGGGCUCAAAGAGCCCUAGCACACGCCGACGGGGUUAA